AUGGUUUGGCUUUUGCUUGUUGCUGCUGAUGCUCCAUCUGAUGAUGAGUCACUGUGUGAUGCGAGGCCUGAAAAUGGCCAACAUUGGGGAGGGGUGACGGGAAGAAAGAUACGGAGAUCACAUUAUGACAGGACCAUCGGUAACUCUUAUAGCUAUCGUGUCGCUUGUGGACAAAGCAAGCUGAGUAAUGUGACCAGUAUAUUGGUAAGCCAAGGAAAGCCUUCAGAAGACAUGAGUUCAUUCAUCACUUCUGUUCCGUCCACUUCCGCUAUAUAA
Messenger RNA from Brugia malayi, 276 nucleotides. RefSeq lists its product as uncharacterized. The transcript is spliced from 2 exons. The coding region runs from base 1 to 276 and encodes 91 amino acids. The record is from RefSeq and is a predicted model, not a curated record. Lineage: Eukaryota; Metazoa; Nematoda; Chromadorea; Rhabditida; Onchocercidae.